CACCGAGGAAAAUAAUAAACUUGCCACUGCAAUUGGCUUGUUUGCUUCUGGUCAAAUGACUAGCAUUAACGUUUUGACAGUUUUGUUCAAAGAACAUCUUGUCAAAGAAGGCCUCUCACUCCAAUUUGUCACUGCUGCAUUCAAGGCUUUCCUUGGUGAACAGAAUAUUGAUCACCUAGGUAGUUCUCUUAAAAAGGCAGGAAUAGACAACAAGCUUUUGGAAUUCUUUCCUCCAAAUAAACGAGACGAAGAGUACUUUGCUCGUUAUUUUGAAGCGGAGGAGAUGAAACAGCUCGUUGAAUAUCAUAGUCAAAAACAAAAAAAUUCGAUGAGAGAACAAACGAUUGAACAUGCUAAGGAUAUGUUGCAAGACGACAACAAUACACAAGAAGUUGUUUCUUAUCUUAAACAACGCAUUAAGGAAGGUAAUUGGCAGGAAAGUGAUUUUGUUCAAAUUGUCUGGGAUGCAUUAAUGCGAGCUGUUGAUUGGAGUACUCGCCCAGAAAUGAUUGAAAAUCAAGCCUCGCGUCAAGUUAAAAAAAAUGCUAAAAUUCUCGCUGCAUUUGCCUCUAAUCCCAAAUCAGAACUUGCACUUUUGCAAAAAAUUCAAGUUUAUUGUCACGAAGACACAAAAUUGAUGAAACAUUUCCGUUUAAUUGUAAAAAUUUUGUAUGAAGAAGAUGUUGUAUCUGAGACGGCAAUAUUUUAUUGGUAUGAAAAGGGAGCCAAAUCUCAAUGCAAGGGCAUAUUUUUAAAACAAAUGGAACCUUUUGUUAAUUGGCUUAAGACAGUCGAAAGCGAGAGUGAAGAAGAGGAUGAAGAAUAA
This is a messenger RNA of Funneliformis caledonium, 826 nucleotides long. The record is from the annotation of a GenBank genome assembly. Lineage: Eukaryota; Fungi; Glomeromycota; Glomeromycetes; Glomerales; Glomeraceae.